This is a messenger RNA of Cooperia oncophora, 210 nucleotides long. Lineage: Eukaryota; Metazoa; Nematoda; Chromadorea; Rhabditida; Trichostrongylidae. The record is from the annotation of a GenBank genome assembly.
AUGGUACACUCUGGGAUAAUCCCCUACAAAGGACCAAAUCACCAGUAUCGAGUGCAGAUACCAAAACUUCCGACCGGAGUGGCUUAUUUUGUCCGUAUCAAAGUGCUCGGAGCUCACAACGAGAUUCUGGUGGAGACAGCGGAGAUCCGAGCCCGAAAUGAGAUUGUUUCGAUCAAAUGCGAAAAUGGUGCGAAUCGAAAGUCGAGUUAG